UUCAGCGGACCACAGAGGCUUCACAUUCCAAUGUAGGCGCGGUGGACUUUCUACGAGCUGCAGGUUGUUUCGUGUGCGCAGAAAAACUAAGUGCUUUAACUCCGCGUCUGCGGACUAAUGACGCUGAUUGUGCGCUCCAGCGACAGUUACUGCUAGCUGCUAGCCGCAGGUGGAGUGUACCGGGGGGACACGGUGGGAAAUGGACUACGAACAGCAAUCAGGAUCUGAACCUACGCGUUUUCAAAGAGUCUGACGGACUGUGUGAGUUUGAUUUCAGUGUUUUGUGGCCAUGGCGGGCUGCUGGCAGUGGUGCCGCCGCACCUGCCUGUGCUGCCUGUCCGAGGAGGAGAAGAGGACCAUCGCUGUGGACAAAGAGAUCAAGAGGAUCCUCAAGCAGCAGAAGAAGAAGGAGAGAAGGGAGAUUAAAAUCCUCCUGCUGGGUACCGGGGAGAGCGGGAAAACCACCUUCAUCCGACAGAUGAGGAUCAUCCACGGACGAGGCUUCUCCGAGGACGAGAGGAGGGCCUUCUCCAAAUGCAUCUUCCAGAACAUCUUCACAGCCAUGAAGGCCAUGACGGGAGCCAUGACGACACUGAAAAUCCCCUACUCCAACCCAGAGAACGAGGUAGACCCGCCCAUCUACGCCAAGUGGCUGCAGGACGUAAACACAGUGCAGAUCACCCAGCUGGAGCGCGGCUACGUGGACGCAAUCCGCCGCCUCUGGGCAGACUUCGGGAUCCGCGUGUGUUACAGCCGUCGCUGCGAGUAUCAGCUCCUGGACUCCACAGAGUACUACAUGAGCAACCUGGACCGCAUCUCCGCCCCAGACUACAUCCCUACAGAACAGGACGUGCUGCGGGUUCGCUUCCCGACCACGGGCAUCCACGACUACUCCUUCACCAUCAAGACCAUCACACUGAGGAUUGUGGACGUGGGCGGUCAGAAGUCGGAGCGUCGGAAGUGGAUCCACUGCUUCGAAAACGUCACCUCCCUCAUCUUCCUGGCCUCCCUCAGCGAGUACGAUCAGGUCCUGGAGGAGAGAGAAACCAUUAACCGGAUGCAUGAGAGUCUGGCUCUUUUCUAUACCACCAUCCAUUCUCCAUGGUUCCUCAACACCUCCAUCAUCCUCUUCCUCAACAAGACUGACAUCCUGGCUGACAAAAUCCAGACCUCUGACCUGCAGAAAUACUUCCCCAGCUUCACAGGGAAGAAACGAGACCCCGAGGACGCCAAAAACUACAUCUGCAAGUUGUACGAGCAGCAGGCCAUCAACCACGACAAGAGGGAGGAGCGAAAGACUCUCUACCCACACUUCACCUGCGCCACAGACACCAACAACAUCCGCAGGGUCUUCAGCGAUGUCAAGGACACGGUGCUGCUCAAGUCUCUCAGGGACUAUGGAGUCAUCUGAACUUUCACUCAGUGGUGGAAACCGCUGGUUCUUGUCUCUGGACUGUUUAUGUGUACGAGUGAAGAACCUGAAGAAGGCCAAAAUGUCGUCUCUUUUUUUCCACUUAAAAAAAAAUGCUGGCUUCUUUCUAAAACCAAGUCCGUGCUCUUCUCUCAACUUCCCCACCAUCUCUAGCCCACUCACUCCUCCUCUUCCUCUCAAGGCUGAAAACCUGAAGACCUUCAGGGGUGUUGGGGAUCAUCUGACUUCUGAUCACGGAGUGAUCGUCCUCAUUUCUCUCAGCUAGCAGCUUUUUCCCUAUUUUGAUUUUUUUUUUCUUUUUAUAAGAUGAAGUGUUUGGCUCAUGCAGUGACUGAAUUGAUCCAUAAUUGAAGAAGAAGCAGAGAUGCUAUGAAGUGCUGCGCUGCCAUUAACGGAGUAAUGACUUUUACAAGUGGAGACGGGGUCAUGCUAGCGUACACCGCCCUGUCACACACAUUUUAAGUGCUUUAUUUGAUUCCACCAGGUACGUUCAGGUGUACUAGAUGCACACACUGUCAACACACAAACAUUUUCCAUCAUGCACCGUGACUGGAAAUACACAGAUCACAAUCUGCUGCACCUUUUAUUAUUAGACAUCUUGUAUCAGGGGAUUUUCUCUGUGAUUAAUGUCACCACAGAGUCUUUGAUUGUUUCACAAACAGGGUGCCAAAAUCCCUAUUGAUUACCGUUAUCUCACACUGGCAAUAUUUCUUACAUACUAUCUUAUUCAACACAUCUGCUCAGCACUGUCUCUAUCAAUUAUCAAGUGCAGGACGACUGUGUAAACUGUCUCCUAUUUAGUCCUUCUCAUGAUGCCUUAACAGCAACAUGUGAUGAGACCCUUCCAUUACCCUCAAGUGUGCUUUUCACUGUGCUCUACAGCCGGUACAAGCAUCACAAACAACAAAGACAGAAUCACAACGGAUGUGAUGUGGAUGAAAAGAAAAGUGCGAAUAUAGAAUCAAAUGCUUCAGCAAAUGGAUAUUUAUAGCUUCUUUUCAAGAAGCACAAUUUGUUCCAUUUUUAAAAUGUAUUUUCAUCUAAUGAAAAAAUAAUGAAUUUUACAUUUCUUUGCCAAACAUCAAUUAAAGGGUGCUGUAAAGCAGCUGAGCACUGGGGAAGGAGGCGGGCAUGAUGGGUAGUUUUUCUUUUUUUUUUUUGGCUGCUGAUUAGGGGAUCCACCUGUUGUUGGUACGCAUCAGUUUUAUUGAAGUGUGCUUAUGCACGACACCAAAUCCUGACUUGCUCCACUGCUGCUUUUAUGUUUUAACACAAGUUUUAAGAGAAACUUUGAUUGAUUGCACAGUAUAGGGCAAAACCCAUCAGAUCAUUUAAGAGUAUCCAAGGUGCUCACCACUGAUGCCUUAUUGGUAGGGAAAGAUAAGCACACAAAGAAGGAGAUAUGGAUGGUUUACAUAAAAAAAACUCAUAAAGUUCUUUAAAGUGGCUAUAAUCAAUAUUGUUAGAUUAACAAUGGGUCAUAUGACUACUUGUGUGUGACAGAAGGGACAGCUCACUGUUCAUUUCCGUCCCACAGCUUUGUUUCCGUUGCCUCUCACCGCUCUCAUAGUGUUAAUUCCAGGCACAACAGGAAGCUGCUUUGAACAAAAUCAGUUCUAAUAAAACCACUUUAAGCUCCCCGCACAGCAUAAAACAGCAGACCGAUAAAGUUUGUGAAAAGCUGGUGAACACAGCGAAACGUUUAUUAGCUAAAAAGCCAGAUAUUUCCCUCAGGAGCUGGUGGAGACCAAAAACAGAGCUAAAAGAGGAUUGGACAUUGGACUUACAUUAAUCAGCUCGCCAGAAUCAAAACUAAAUGAAUGCUAAUAUAUUCUAAAAACUGUUUACAUUUCACCAUAUCAAAUUAAAAGGACAAUGUUGCGUAUAGUGCUUGUUUCUGCUGCCCCCAAGUGCCUAAAAAAAUCAGUUAAAGCUGGUCCAGGUGCUUAAAUGUUUAUUUUUCAGUGUUGUCUGUGAAAUGUGCCUGUUGUGUCUUUGUCAAUGUCAAGUUUCCAUAUGGCAGUAAAGCCAACAGCAGCUUUCUAGCAGCGUGACGUUAAGUGUUCAGAUGGCCAAGUCUCCACUGAACCUCUGAACAUGCGGUUUAGAUGAUUCUGCACCGCUAUUUUCAGCCAUCUCCAUUCAAUUUUCCCGUCAGCUCAAUGCAAUCAAUGGGCUUCAUUAAAAUCGCUGACGAGUUGAAAUCAACCACGGUGAAAAGAAUCCAACAGGCGAUCUGCUGGACAAAGGGUAAAGAAUAUUAAUCUGAGGUGGCAGUGUGAAGUCUCUGUGCAUCCUAUUUAUAUCAGUGUGUGGAGAGGGGAAUUUUAUAAUAUUGAUUAGAAGCGUGAGUUCUACCCCCAUGUGCGUCAUUGAGUGUCGAGUGUGUGUUGAGUGGAAAAUGACAUUGAAAUUCAUUAAAUUAACUGACCUUGAUGGGAUGCUAACAUUAGCUCGCAGUAUGUCUGUUAUGUGGUUUUCGGCUGCUGUUUUGUUAAUUGUACAUGAAGUGUUUUGAUCUCUACACACUGCUACACUUUGCAUUCAGAUGUGGUAGCCACAUUGUUGAAUCUUAUUGAUGCCUUCAAACACAAAUGUAUAGUUUUACUCUAUGUUUAUUGAUGACUACUAUACCUUUGAUUAAUUUUUAACUGCUGUGUUUUUUUUUAAAUUUUGUUUACCAACAGCACAUAAACUGUGACCAGACAACUACUUUUCGUGCAUUGGGAGACAGAAAAGUAGUUCACAUGUUGUGUAGACUCGGGUGGAGGAAGUGGGCAAAUAUUUUUUUUCUAGUCAAUAUUAAAAACAAACUUU
Chelmon rostratus (copperband butterflyfish) is the source of this 4249-nucleotide messenger RNA. RefSeq names its product guanine nucleotide-binding protein subunit alpha-11-like. Gene Ontology annotation, cellular component: heterotrimeric G-protein complex. Bases 290 to 1411 code for a protein of 373 amino acids. The transcript is spliced from 8 exons. NCBI's taxonomy places the organism in Eukaryota, Metazoa, Chordata, Actinopteri, Chaetodontiformes, Chaetodontidae. The record is from RefSeq and is a predicted model, not a curated record. Gene Ontology annotation, molecular function: GTPase activity; G protein-coupled receptor binding; guanyl nucleotide binding. Gene Ontology annotation, biological process: adenylate cyclase-modulating G protein-coupled receptor signaling pathway; action potential; phospholipase C-activating dopamine receptor signaling pathway.